Molecule: messenger RNA, 2454 nt
Organism: Pichia kudriavzevii
Lineage: Eukaryota; Fungi; Ascomycota; Pichiomycetes; Pichiales; Pichiaceae
Exons: 1
Coding region: 1-2454 (817 amino acids)
Source: RefSeq, a predicted model, not a curated record
AUGGGAAGAGAUUGUUAUAUUAUCUCCAUAGAGCUUCUUUUAAUUUCCCCUCCAAGACCAGCACAGACCCCAAUGUCAAAGGGACCACCUCCACCUAUCAAGCCCAAACCGAGGAAUUUACCUCCUGUACCUGCGAAAAAACCAAACGUUAAUGGUUACAACUUAGCCUCUAAUGCAUCAGUAAACCACCAAGUGUUAACACCUGACUCUGCACAUGAUACCAAUGCCAACGAAUCUAACGUUGCAUCUUUAAAGGGUGGUUUGAAAAGUGUUAAUUUGGGUGAAGCGGAAACCUCAAUUAGAAAGGAGCCUUCUCGUGCAAUUACAAUGAGUGUUGCCGCUGACGCUUUCAGUUCUGAUGAAGAAAGGGACACCCAGGACAGUGUUGAGCAAACUGGAGAAAAUAGUUCAGGAAACCAACUGAGGCAAAACUUUGCAAGUCCUUUCAAGAAAGGGAUAACUAAAAACUAUCCUUUGCCACCAAAGAGAGAUCAAGCUGCUAUUCUGUCAAAUGAAGCUAGGGGUAAAGUGGCACCUUUCAGGUUAGCAUCAAUUCCCCCCACUACGGCCUCACCACUGAAAAGUUCCAAUCCAAGUAAUGCCAAUGAUACUAUGGAUUUUGCCGAGGGUAUGCGUUCUCCUCUUAAAAAGAACAUAUUCCCACCACCACCGAAGAGGAACCUCCCUCCACGUGUAUCAUCAAGAAAACAUGAAGAGGACACACACAACGACGAGUUAGCACCACCAACCCUUCCAGCCAGAAAACCGAUUUUGAGACAAGCAUCAUUAGAGAAAGAAACCGAAAGUGAGCAUUCUCUUGAUCAUGGAGUACCACCACCAUUACCCACAAGAAGAAGGGAUGUUUCCAGUAAGCCCUCUGGUUCUAGGGAAAUUCCCACAUCUCUAUUCCCCGAUAGUGAUGUCGAUCAUGAAUACGAAGAUGAACAGCAAGACGAAAGGUCUAUUCAUGUCACUGAUAACUAUAGAAAGUCCAGGAACUCUUCAUCUUCGAGAUAUGACCGUACUGGUGAUAGAUCGGCUCCAGGUGAAAGCGUCCAACCUAGAUAUGAAAGAAAAACUUCAUCGUCCAGCCAAUUGCUCCAUUCAGCCAAAGAAAAAUCUGCUCCACUGGCUAAACAGGCACUUGGUGGAAUCAAUAAAAUGAAGGAUAAACUGAAAACCUCUUCUAAAAAAUACUUGGAGUCAGAUAGCGAUGAUGACUCCAGAUACACUAGUUUGAGACGUAGAAACUCCGAUCUCCGUUCAUACCCAAUCCAAAAUGCACUUAGGGAGAAAAGAACCGAUCUCAAUUCGGACACAGAUUCUUCUCCUGACCUAGAUACGAAUGAGAUUAGUAUAGAUGAAGAUCGUCCACCUCUUCCAACCAGACCAGCUUCUCAAAAACCGCACUCGAUUUUACAACCAGCAUUGGCAAACGAUAAAGAGAAGACCCAACAUGAAAUCAAAGCAUCAGUUUCGAAGAAGUCUAAACCUAUUCCACCACAACCUGCUAAGAAGACAGAUGUGCUAAUAUCGCCAUCAUCGACCGUUCCUUCCAGAAGAUCAGCUUCGGUCACAUCCAGUCCAAGUCCACCAACCCCGCCACCAUCGAGAGCUAAAGCACCGAUUGCUCCGCCUCCAAGGGGGGCAACUGCAUGGAGAGAACCAAACAUUGAUCUUGAACUAGAAUCUCUAUGGUACUUAACCGAUGACGUAUCCAAGUUGCCGAAACAGUUGAGAGGCCUAAAUUAUCAGCUGAGUCAUGGAUAUGUCGGGCCUAAAGAGUUCAAAAUCUAUGCUUUCAGACUGUCUGAUUUGGCUACUCUAAGAUUGAAGCUAGUUUGGAAGAAAGAUUGUUCGAAUCCAGAGAGUACGUUGGUCACUGAAACCAAGUUUAUACCGCCUCCAACUGCUACUAAAAAGCAACUGACUGAAGGACAUGAAAAGUUUGGUGAGCAUGUUGCCAAUUGGUGUGAGGUCAAAGAAGGUCAAACUGUUGGAGAUGGUGAAUGUUGGACCUUAGCACAUGAUGCCUUGGAGAAGUCCUGUGGGAAGUAUGCUUUUGUUUCUACCGGUCUGAAGCAUGGUGCUUUAAUUGCGACAUAUAAGGGACAAGAGGGAAAGAUGCCAAGUGUCUCCCUUCCAUUAGUUAGCGAUGAAAUAAGACGUGGAGAUAUUCUGCAGUUCAAAACCUGUGUUUUCAAAUACCCGCAACGUACUGUGACAUUUGGUGCACCCGAUCAUACUGCUAUCGUACUCGAUGUGAAACCAAGUGAUCAAGCCGAGCUGGAUUCUAAGUUAAAAUGGCUUGAAAUUAUACACCAAAAUAUGGGUGGGGUGAAAAAGGUUAGGGUAUCUGACAUUGAUCUGUGUAGACUUGCAUGCGGUGAAGUCUCUGUGUACCGUCCUGUUGAUUCCUCGUGGAUUGUAGAUCUCGCAGAGGUCGUCAUUUGA